Messenger RNA from Lontra canadensis (Northern American river otter), 1845 nucleotides. It is a transcript of the gene C9orf72, whose product is annotated as C9orf72-SMCR8 complex subunit. Gene Ontology annotation, biological process: endocytosis; autophagy. Gene Ontology annotation, molecular function: guanyl-nucleotide exchange factor activity. Gene Ontology annotation, cellular component: autophagosome; endosome. The transcript has 12 exons. The coding region runs from base 287 to 1732 and encodes 481 amino acids. The record is from RefSeq and is a predicted model, not a curated record. Lineage: Eukaryota; Metazoa; Chordata; Mammalia; Carnivora; Mustelidae.
CGGUUGCGGUCCCUGCGCCUGCGGCGCCUGAGUGGCAGGCGGUGGCGACUGGGAGUGGAAAGCCACCGUGUCACCCAAUUUGGAUCCUGGCUUCCCUCAAAAGACUCUUAUGGCUAAUGUUUGAUAACCUGGAGUAGCCAACUACUGUAGAUAUAUAGAUAAGACUAUUGGUUUUGACCUGAAUUUUUUUCAGUCAUAUUUAUGUAUAUGGAUUUUCCUCACCAAAGAUGAUGAGUUUAAGUAUAUCCCUGGAGCAUUUGGAUAAUACGGUAAAUGGGAUGCAGUGAUGUCGAAUCUCUGUCCACCACCAUCUCCAGCUGUUGCCAAGACAGAGAUUGCUCUAAGUGGUGAAUCACCUUUAUUAGCAGCUACUUUUGCUUACUGGGACAAUAUUCUUGGUCCUAGAGUUAGACACAUUUGGGCUCCAAAGACAGAACAGCUACUUCUCAGCGAUGGAGAAAUAACUUUUCUUGCCAACCACACCUUAAAUGGAGAAAUCCUCCGAAAUGCAGAGAGUGGGGCUAUAGAUGUGAAGUUUUUUGUCUUGUCUGAAAAAGGAGUAAUUAUUGUUUCGUUAAUCUUUGAUGGAAACUGGAAUGGAGAUAGGAGCACGUACGGUCUAUCAAUUAUACUUCCACAGACAGAACUCAGCUUCUACCUCCCACUUCACAGAGUAUGUGUUGAUAGAUUAACACACAUUAUCAGGAAAGGAAGGAUAUGGAUGCACAAGGAAAGGCAAGAAAAUGUGCAGAAGAUAGUCUUAGAAGGCACGGAAAGAAUGGAAGAUCAGGGUCAGAGUAUUAUUCCAAUGCUUACUGGUGAAGUAAUUCCUGUAAUGGAACUGCUUUCAUCUAUGAAAUCACACAGUGUUCCUGAAGAAAUAGAUAUAGCUGACACAGUUCUCAAUGAUGAUGAUAUUGGUGACAGCUGUCAUGAAGGCUUUCUUCUCAAUGCCAUCAGCUCACACUUGCAAACCUGUGGCUGUUCUGUCGUCGUAGGUAGCAGUGCAGAAAAAGUAAAUAAGAUAGUGAGAACAUUAUGCCUUUUUCUGACUCCAGCCGAGAGAAAAUGUUCCAGAUUAUGUGAAGCAGAAUCAUCAUUUAAGUACGAGUCAGGGCUCUUUGUACAAGGCCUGCUAAAGGAUUCAACUGGAAGCUUUGUGCUCCCCUUCCGGCAAGUCAUGUAUGCUCCCUAUCCCACCACGCACAUAGAUGUGGACGUCAAUACUGUCAAGCAGAUGCCACCAUGUCACGAACAUAUUUAUAAUCAGCGUAGAUACAUGAGGUCUGAGCUGACAGCGUUCUGGAGAGCCACUUCAGAAGAAGACAUGGCUCAGGAUACUAUUAUCUGUACAGACGAAAGCUUCACUCCAGAUCUGAAUAUUUUUCAAGAUGUCUUACACAGAGACACCUUAGUAAAAGCCUUCCUGGAUCAGGUUUUUCAUUUGAAACCUGGUUUGUCGCUCAGGAGUACUUUCCUUGCACAGUUUCUACUCGUCCUUCACAGAAAAGCCUUGACGCUAAUAAAAUAUAUAGAAGAUGAUACGCAGAAGGGGAAAAAGCCCUUUAAAUCUCUACGGAAUCUGAAGAUAGACCUUGAUUUAACAGCAGAGGGCGACCUUAACAUAAUAAUGGCUCUAGCUGAGAAAAUUAAACCAGGUUUACACUCGUUUAUCUUUGGAAGACCUUUCUAUACUAGUGUACAAGAACGAGAUGUUCUAAUGACUUUUUAAGUGUGUAACUUGUUAAGUAUAUUUCGUCACAAUCAUGACUGCUGCUAAAGUAGCUUGGUGGUAUGGGAAACAUCAUUCCCUUGGGUCACACCCUAGAGCCCUGCUUGGCAAUG